Molecule: messenger RNA, 5233 nt
Organism: Drosophila erecta
Lineage: Eukaryota; Metazoa; Arthropoda; Insecta; Diptera; Drosophilidae
Gene: hep
Product: dual specificity mitogen-activated protein kinase kinase hemipterous
Exons: 9
Coding region: 681-4280 (1199 amino acids)
Biological process (GO): protein phosphorylation
Molecular function (GO): ATP binding; protein kinase activity
Source: RefSeq, a predicted model, not a curated record
GAUAUCGACAAAUAUCGGCAGAAGACCAUCGAUGGCUGAUGCAUCGAUGUUUUUUUACAUCACUAUUGUACACGCGAUUUAGGCAGCAAAAACGUACAAAAGCGAGUGAUCAAAUUGUGCCAGUGAUACCGCUGCCCGCGGUCGCGAAACGAAUCGAUUGCAGAAGUGCGACAAACAGCGCCGCGAAAGGAAAACAACCGAUGAAAUAUUCUCCCAAAAAAGGAGGAAAAAAUCGCAAGUUGUUGUUGCCGUUGCUGCUGAAAAAGAAAGAGAGAGAGAGGGCGCUGCGUGUAUGCCUGAGUGUGUGUGUGUGUGGGGGUGAGGAUGUCUCUCUCUAAUGCACAGUGACUGUGUUUUCCUUUUUUCGAUUUUGUUUUUGUGCCCCCCCGACAAACAACAAAAGUCCAAGCGAUCCGUUGUUUCUGCAAGUGUAAAGUUUAGAGUGUAUGUGUGCCGCCGAACAACAACAUCAGCGACAAAACAACAAGCAGGGCGCACAGCAAAACAAUUCACACACACGCACCCUCCCCCGCCUGCGCGCGCCUGUGUGUGUGUGAGAGAGAGGGAGUGAGAGAAAAAUCGAAGAAGUGUUGGCCAAAAACGAAAAAAUUAAAUAAAUAUCAAAAUCCAACAGUACCAGCAACUAACUAACAAAAAUCGGACCUAACCGAGUCGAUAUAAUGUCCACCAUUGAGUUCGAAACGAUCGGCAGUCGGCUGCAAUCCUUGGAGGCGAAGCUUCAGGCGCAGAAUGAGUCCCACGACCAGAUCGUCCUUUCCGGUGGGCGCGGACCAGGCGUUUCCGGUUCCGUUCCGUCUGCCCGCGUUCCGCCGCUGGCGACAUCCGCAGCCACAUCCGCCGCCCACGCACCGCCCCUGGGCGCAGGUUCCGUUCCCGGAUCGGGAAUCAGCAUAGCCCAGCGGCCGGCACCCCCAGUUCCUCAUGCGACGCCCUUCGGCAGGGCCAGCGCCUCGACGUCAUCAUCCGCAUCCGCAUUUGCAUCCGCAGCACCAGCGACGGGCUCCUUCGGUGGAACAUACACCCCGCCCACAACUAGAGUGUCGCGAGUCACGCCCACACUGCCCAUGCUAUCUAGCGGCCCCGGUGGCGGAGUGAAUCGGACGCGGCCGGUGAUACUUCCGUUGCCCACGCCGCCGCAUCCACCGGUGUCGGAAACGGACAAGAAGCUGAAGAUCAUCAUGGAGCAGACCGGCAAGCUGAACAUCAACGGGCGGCAGUAUCCGACGGACAUCAAUGACCUCAAGCAUCUGGGCGACCUGGGCAACGGGACCAGCGGCAAUGUGGUGAAGAUGAUGCACCUGUCCAGCAACACGAUCAUCGCCGUGAAGCAGAUGCGGCGCACUGGCAACGCGGAGGAGAACAAGCGCAUCCUGAUGGAUCUGGACGUUGUGCUCAAGUCGCAUGACUGCAAGUACAUUGUCAAGUGCCUCGGCUGCUUUGUUCGCGAUCCGGAUGUGUGGAUCUGCAUGGAGCUGAUGUCCAUGUGCUUUGAUAAGCUGCUCAAGCUCUCCAAGAAGCCGGUGCCGGAACAGAUCCUGGGCAAGGUCACUGUGGCGACGGUCAACGCGUUGUCCUAUCUGAAGGACAAGCACGGGGUCAUCCAUCGAGAUGUGAAGCCCUCGAACAUUCUGAUCGACGAGCGCGGUAACAUCAAGCUCUGUGAUUUCGGGAUCAGCGGUCGCCUGGUGGACUCCAAGGCCAACACUCGAUCCGCCGGCUGUGCAGCUUAUAUGGCGCCGGAGCGUAUCGACCCCAAAAAACCAAAGUACGACAUUCGCGCAGAUGUGUGGUCCAUGGGCAUCACGCUGGUGGAGCUGGCCACCGCGCGAUCUCCGUACGAGGGAUGCAACACGGACUUCGAGGUGCUCACCAAGGUGCUGGACUCGGAGCCGCCGUGUUUGCCAUACGGCGAGGGCUACAACUUUAGUCAGCAGUUCCGCGAUUUCGUCAUCAAGUGCCUCACAAAGAACCAUCAGGAUCGACCCAAGUACCCGGAGCUUCUGGCCCAGCCCUUCAUCCGGACUUAUGAAAUAGCCAAAGUAGAUGUGCCCAAUUGGUUUCAGAGCAUCAAGGAUAACCGGCUGCGUGCCAAUGGCGAUCCAACGCUCCAGAGGGCGACGGCGACUGGAAGUGUAGUCGGUUCUGGUGCCGGAUCUCUCGCAGGAUCAGGAUCCGCGGGUGGAGCUGUAAAAUAUGGUAGGGCGACGCCGUAUGCGGGCCAGAGUCCCACAAGUUCGCAGAAGACAAUAAAACCCACUCAGAUACCGAGUUACCAGCAGCAGCAGUCGCAGUAUUUCAUGCAAUCAGCCACACAACUACCUCAAACAACAACCACAACACCGACGGCAACGACAAACUGUUUCGGCGGCAGCGGAAACGGCAAUGGACGAGGAAAUGGCAGCGGCGGAAGUGGAAGUGGAAAUGGUAGCGGGAGCAGCAGCAGUGCCAGCCCCCUAUCGCCACCAAGCGCCGGAAUCGGCGAUCUAAACCGGCUUUAUCGCAAAUCGCCGUUCAUGCAGCGAAAACUGAGCAACGGAUCCCAUCAUCCGCACUACAAAUACAACGACGAGAGCCCCAAGAAGGAGUCCAUGUUCAGUAGCAUCGGUAGGUUUGCCUCCGUAGGUUUACAAAACGUUUACACUUCAUCAAUUGCAUCAAUUGCAGGCCAAUCGAUUCUACGCAAUCUGACCACAUCGCCCUUCAGCCAAAAGAAACACAAUUCAGCAGCAGCGACUGCGACAUCAAUACCACUGCCGCACAACAACCAAACAUUGAUCACGGAUGCAGCAGCAGCAGCAGCAGGAGCACCAACACCGCCAAAUAUUGCAGCUGCGGCGCUCGCGACAACGCCAACGACCACGCCCACUUGGCGCCUGCCAGCGGAAAAUCCCCAAGCCUACGACAGCUGUGAUAGUAGUAGUAAUGCGACCACGACGACCUUGAAUUUGGGCCUCUCCUCACCCUCCCCCUCGUUGCCGCGCAAGCAAUUCCCCACAGAAUCGCCGACGCCGACUCUGCAGCUCACGAGUCAGCAGCCACAACCACAGCGAUUGCAGCCGGGCAACCAGAGCCCCAUAGUGCUGCAGCGCUUCUACCACCAGCAGAACCAGCUGCGCGAGAAGGAGGCGGCGGAGCGGUAUCAGCAGCAGCGGCAGCAGCCGCCCGUGGGAGUGACCAGCACGAAUCCGUUUCACAGCAACUAUGUGCCGCCGCCGCCAUCAACGCACUCCACCUCUAGUCAGUCUUCCACGCAGUCGACAUGUUCGCAAAUCGCCGUCAAUCCCGCCAGCAUAUCCCCAUCGUCUGGCUCUGGAACGGCAAAUGUAGCGGGAAUAGGAAUAGGAUUGGGAUCAGGAUUGGGGGCAGCUGGUCACUUUGGAGCGGGCGGCAAUGGCGAGCAGUUGCAGUACCAGCCGCUGCCCAUCGCCGCCGAGGCAGCGGGCACGAGUCCCACGCUGCAGCCCAGGUCACCGGAACAGCAGUCGGAUUGUGGAGCAAGUGGCAGCAUGGUGGCCAGCAAGCUGAGCAAGCUGUACGCACGCCGACAGCUUUUGGGCCAGAGCUCCAGCAGCGGAGCGAGCAACAGCAGCCUGGAUGGCUGCAGUCGGGAGCAACACGAUGCCGGCUGGUUCAACACACUUGCCGGUGCCAUGAAGCGACAGUUUGCCACCUAUGUUAAAACCCAAUUGAAUUCCACAGCCACGUCGCCGGUGGCGUCCAGCAUGGAUCGCGAUCAGGAGCUGGUGCAUCCGCAGCCGCCGGCGUACAGGAGCGUCGUGAAUAACGGCAGCGUUGGCAAGUCCUACUACUAUCGCACCUUGUCGGCGGCCAGCAGCAGUAGUAAUACCAGCCAGAGCACCUCGCCCACAACGGAGCCACUGCCCGGAGGCGGCACCAGUAGCUUCCUGCGUCGCUACGCCAGCAGCGGGCCGGGAAUGGGCGGCGGUGGCGGUAGCAUCAGCACGCCGCCCAGUCCGCAUAUCUUGGCAGGAUUGGAUCGCAGACAUCGGAGUCCAGAUCCGCCGCCACGCUACAAUCGCGGACAGUCGCCGCUGUUGCUGCGGAAGAAUCUGCUGGAGCUGAGUGGUCAGCCGCCCGGCUCUCCGCUGCUGCAUCGCAGAUACGUUUCGGCCUCGCCGCCGCUACCGCCACCGCGACGAGGCUCUGAAAGCGUGCCGGGAUCACCGCAACAUUUCCGCACUCGCAUCCACUAUACACCCGAGCCCCAGAGACGCAUCUACCGUACGAUAGAUCAAUGAGUAGCGCUGCAAAUCAUGGUCAUGUGAUGCUGGUAUGGCUUCGACGACGAUGUCGCCGACGCUGCUGCUCACGACGACAGUCAGGAGGAGGAGGUGGGCCUGCUGGAGCCCAUUUCCCUGCCCGUCUCGUCAGCAGCCGGCGACUCGCUGUCGAUGCCGGCGUAUGCAGGUGGCCGUCUGGGCACCAGGUCGUCCGGAACUGACCGGCGGAUCGGCGGUCGUCGGACGUGUUCGGCCAGCGGAUCGUAUGCCAGCUUGUAUACGGACGGGGACGAAUGGCCAGGAGGAUCGUCGGGUGGCGCAUCGGGUACAUCAACGACCAGAGCCGGAUAUCCGUGGACAUGUGAUUGAUGACAAACGAAAGUGUUCAAAAGUCUAAUACGUUUAAGUGCUUGAGCCUCAGCGAUUCAUCUGUAUCCGCAUCUGCUAGACAAUUCGUUUCGUUGCGCAGCUCCAAUUGUACAUAGACAUAUAUCUUUAGGGAUCUUUAGGGACACAUCCGAUAAUAGUGCAAUAGUUGAAAGCAAUUAUGUUCGCCCAACACCCGCCCCCCUGUAUCCAGUUCUAUUAUAUUCUAUAUGUCUCUGUAUCUGUAUCUGUAUCUGUAUCCUUAUCUGUGUCUGUAUCUGUAUCUGUAUCUGUAUCUCCUUCAAUGGUAACUCUGUAAUCAAAAGUUUACACUUUACACAACGUAAAUUAUUUAACCGUAGCUCUAAACAGAAAAUGAAACAAAAUAGCUAAAUCGAAAGGGGAAAAUCCAAGAAAAAGAAUGAGAAAUUCAAAUGAUUUGUAGCUUUGUAUAUAGAGAGGAGGCGAAGUGCAAAAUGUCGUUGCAUUUGCUGUUUGCAAUUUGUUUUAGCUUAUACAUUUCAUUAAACAUCAACUUGUAUGCUGAGUGGAAGGGAAACCAACAACAAACAACCACAUUAAUAAUGGAAUUAUUGUACUGAUUA